Messenger RNA from Pelobates cultripes (western spadefoot toad), 3476 nucleotides. The record is from the annotation of a GenBank genome assembly. NCBI's taxonomy places the organism in Eukaryota, Metazoa, Chordata, Amphibia, Anura, Pelobatidae.
AUGCUAUUUCUUUCAAGGUUAGUUAGCCUAUGGCAAUUCCUAUCACCGUCAGACAACACUCGCAUAUAGGUGAAGGAAGCGUUAGACUGCCCUGAGUUUUAUUUUCAUGCCUGGCCUAUCAGCUAUUGUAGGCAUUAUCUUGAACUUGUGCACUGUUGUUCAUGCAGAUAACUCACAGUUUUUGUCCCUCCCACAUAAUACAGGCUGUAAUUAAAACUCAUUAUGCCUCUCGUGUUUCCUGCAAAAAACUACAUGGCCUAUUAUCUUCUAUUCACAUUGUUGUGUAAUGUUUUUAUUGUACUUGCCAGAACUGGACAGUGACUUGCCAUAUUUACCUCGUUCAGUUCAAAGCCACAAAUUAUUCUUUACUAUGUUUUUAAAUGUUUUUUUUUUUUUUUUUUAAUAUUAUUUAUUUUUACAUUUAAUGCGGUCUUUCUGCUGCUGCUCCCUGGAAUUCAUUAAUGUGCCAACCAUAUUUAUUAUGAUUCAGUGAAAUAUUAAACUAAAAUAUAAGUAGUACACAUAUAAAGAGCAAUUUGUAUAAAAACGGACACAAUUAUUUAUUUAUUAUUCCGCUAUGCUUUCUGUGAGCUGAUGUAGGGUCAUAUGGUUAGUUCUAAUCCUUUCUUUUCGUUGCUUUGUAGGUAUUCAGGAACCAACACUGGGAAUGUGCACAUCAUUGCAGAUUUAUAUGCAGAAGUCAUUGGUGUCCUUGCUCAGUCUAAGUAAGACAUGGUGUAUAUUCACAGCAACAAUUUUCUUACGCAGCAAAUGAGUCCAUUUCUACCCCAGCAAUUCCUCCUAUUAUGUCUUGCAAAGUUAUAUUCCUUAAAGUCAUAUCAUUUUUUUAAUCACUGUUCCUCUGGCAUCUCCCCACAGUGCUUUUGAUGGGUCCCCUUCAAACACACAUUGCACACAUGAAAAAUCCCUUUCUCUCAAAGCAGAGUCAAUACAAAGGUAUAGGAAAAAUAUCUUUAUUGCUAAAAGAAAAAUAAAUGUGCCAGCCAAUACAGGCAUGUGUAAAACCCUGUGGCACCACUUUGGCUUGUAAUAGUGGCACUGCACUUAAUUAGCUGCCAUAUUUUAAUUCAUUCUGUUAUGUAUUUUUUGUAACAAUAAAGAAGAUAUCAUUUGUAUAUACUCUACUUUGAGUGCAAGGAAUUGUUUGUGUGUGAUAUUCAUUGUCAGAAGAGACGUGGUUGCGUGUUUGACUCGGAAGGCCGUCCAAUUGUUAUUGAAAUUGUCCAGAGGGCCGGCUUACUGGGGUUUUUAUUCAGUAUACUGGUAAUUGUAGAAAAUAGAAAAGACGUUUACAAAUUUUAGGCCAAAAUAAGUGUUAGCCAAGAUAAUGGAGUUUUUUAGUGUUGGGAUUUGAAUGUAAAAUGUGCAGUUCCCUUGCCAAUUCCCAGUUCCAUUUUUGACGGAGACUUUUAAAAUUGGUUUUAUUGUUUUUAGAUUUCAGGCUGUGAGGAAAAAGUUUGUCACAGAAUUAAAAGAACUUCGACAGAAGGAGCAGAGCCCUCACGUGGUGCAAAGCAUCAUCAGCUUGAUCAUGGGGAUGAAAUUCUUUCGUGUAAAAAUGUAUCCUGUUGAAGAAUUUGAAGCCUCGUUUCAGUUCAUGCAGGUAAUUUUACACUUAUGUGACUGGUAACAUACCCAGUAAAGCGGAUAAGAGAGCUUUGCUUUGUGGAUUUCACCUUCCCUGGACUUGUUGCGUAUUUGGGUUAGAUAAUCCUUUAUUGUGAUAGUCUGAUAUGGUAUUGGUUUUGCAUAGGUUAAAAUUCUGACUUAGGAGACUGUUUCAACAGGUACGCAGGGUUUAUUCACUAAAGGAUUUGUUGGACAAGGUAAAAGAGUGGCACAUUUCGUCCAAAAAAAGCAAAACUGAAAAUAAUGGAAUAGUUUUUCCACAGUUUGGCUGUGCUGUAAUGGUUAUGAUUGUAGUCAGACCCUUUCAGAACAGUUCAAAUUGUUACCCAGCCAACCAAGGGCUGGAUGCCCCUCCUUAGGAGCUUAUGUUAGCUUUCCUCAGCUAACUAAUAAUACACACAGACUAUAAAACAUAUAUUUUAUUUUAAAUGACAAAAAGCAAGUUUUCCUUUUAAGUUAAUCGUAGAUGGGUGUGGAAUUGAAGAGCUUGAAGAGAUUCUUCAAUUUGUAAUAGGGACUAUCUCUCUUGAAAAAGCGCCCUUGAUAGUUGUUGUAUAUGUCGGGUAUAUAUAAUGCUAACAUGAGUUAUUGUACUAUUAUUCUCAGGAAUGUGCUCAAUACUUCUUGGAAGUUAAAGACAAAGACAUAAAACAUGCACUAGCUGGUUUGUUUGUGGAAAUCCUCAUCCCUGUGGCUGCUGUAAGUAUACCUAGUUUAAAGUAAUUAAAAUUACAUCUGUAACCUUAGCUGAAUAUAGAUAUUAAUUGUUGAUAAUUAGUCUGUAAAGUGUAAAUAUAUUGCUAUAUAUCUCUCCUACAUGUCAUUUGGAGAUUCCUGUGGCAUGGUAGGGGAAUUCUUUUCCUCCAGUGCUAUUUAACAUUAUCCAGGCAGGAUUAGUAAAAUCGUGUUUUGCUCGGUGAUAAAAAGCACUCAAGUAUAAUUGAUGUAGCCUUCCGUUAUAGUUUUAUAAAGCCAUAUAAAAGCAAAAUCUCAUAAACUGCCUGUAAGAACAUGACAGACACACGCACAACAUUGCAAUUAGCUGUUAAAAAUUACCGGUACUUGGCUUUAUUCUUUCCCUAUUACAUUUUUUUUUUCUUCUCUUUCAUGAUCUAUCAUAAUGACAUGAUCUCAUUUGGGGGUGGUCAAACUGUAGACACCCUUCUCCAACUAUUGUAGAAUACAUCUCUGCUUUAAGGCUGGCAAAGUAUAAUGGAAGUUGUAGUCCUGUGACCGCUUGGGAUUACCUUUUGGCUACCUGGGUUGGAUUUACAUAUCCCAUUGCCAAGAAUUGGUUACAGUUUUUAUAUGAAAAAAUGUUGUGCCUCUGAGUGCUGUCGAUGAAAGCAUAACUUUGUCCCCUCCUCCAGCGCCUUGAAUAUUAAGACACAGUGAAUGCAUCCCACCACUGACUGUUAGUAUUGUAGACAAUGGGAGAGAUUUAUAAUAGUGUGGUAAUUAGAAGAGUGGUGCAAAGUUUACCAACCAAGGGAUGUACAGGAUGAUGCUGUUGGUUGCCAUAGGGACUGCCUCGUUUAUAGACCUUUGCAACUUUUAUAUUAACUCCCCAACCCCCCUUCUUCAUUAUUUCCAUGCGUUAUUACUGUCAAACAAUUGAAUGAGAGGUAAUGUUUUUCCAUGCUGCUGUGCUUCUUAUAACAUGAUGUUCUCUUUCCCAGGCUGUAAAAAAUGAAGUAAAUGUGCCGUGUUUAAAGAAUUUUGUGGAGAUGCUCUACCAGAACACAUUUGAACUGAGCUCACGGAAGAAGCAUUCCCUGGUAAUAUAUAAUGUAUUUGGCAGAAUAAGAGACCAAGAGAGAGCCUAA